Molecule: messenger RNA, 1162 nt
Organism: Lycium barbarum (goji berry)
Lineage: Eukaryota; Viridiplantae; Streptophyta; Magnoliopsida; Solanales; Solanaceae
Exons: 3
Coding region: 14-1162 (382 amino acids)
Source: RefSeq, a predicted model, not a curated record
CAGUGCUACUACUAUGAGGGACGAAAUUUUUGUUACUCAACACGAUGAAGAAAGUAAAGCUAUGUAUUAUUGGUGGAGAUCAUCAGCAAAAUUUGAUGAGUGUGUAAAAUUCAAGUUUGAUAUGUCAAAUUUGUCAAAAAUGACACCUAUACUUAAAGUCCUUAGAGAACUGGAGAGGCUAUAUUUGAUGUCCACAGAGAGUCUUGAUGAGCUUAGGCAAAAUCUAAUGUCUUAUAAAGCAGGUGAUUUUUGGGUGUCAAUUGGUGGAUGUAAGAAAGAAGAUAUGGAUAUUCCACCUGUGAAUACUAUACUGUUGGUUGGUUUUCAUAAUGCUGGCAAAAGUUCACUUGUCAACCUUAUGUAUAGUGUUCUUGGUCGCUCUGGUCUCAUCCCUUUUGCUCAGACUUCUUCAGGAAAUGAUUGUGCUUACACGAGUUUAAUGAUGGAGGAGCACAAUGUGCUGAGAUCAACACGAAAUGGAUUCUGCAUUUACGAUACGAGGGGUUUCGAUUAUGAUAGAAUAGAUCAGGCUCUUCAAGAAUUGAAAGAAUGGAUGGCUGAUGAUGGAGUCCAUCAUAAGAAGCUAUGCUUAAGACCAGAAGAUCAUGUACUUUUCCCAAUGCUAGAUAGUGAAUUGGAGGAUACUUCUUCUUCAAUGUUCAUAAAGAGAAAAGUCAAUUGUGUUAUGCUGGUAGCUAAUGCUUCUGAAAUAUACAAGUCUCUCAGAAUGGGUGAUUUUAAGCCUUUGGAUGCAUUAAAGCAACUCUUCUGCUCUCCUGCACUCAACAAAUCCAAUGGGAACCCCACAUUGAUUUUGACUCAUGGAGACAAGCUAUCAACCGAGGAUCGAAUAGAUUGCCGAUUGAAGAUAUGCGCUUUUCUUGGUGCCUCAGAGACUAAUGGAAUAUAUGAUAUAGUUUGCGUGACAGAAUAUGGAUUAUUGGCAGAUGAAUAUGAUCCAAUCUCAGCAUAUGCUGUAACUGAAGCCGUUUACAGAGCAUUGCUCAUCUCAGACAGGGCUCAACUUGUCAAGCAAACAUUCAAGGACUGUGCAUUAUUUACAUUGUCAUGGUUUAUGUGCUUCUUAGCCGGUAUAUUUGCCUGUCUGGCCCAUCUUUUCAAGGUUUUGGCCCAGAAACAUAAAGGCAAGUUAAAAUGGUGA